AUGCAGAAUGUCCUCGAGCCGCGAGAAGGGAAAGCAUGGGUUGAGUCGCCGUACCUGCGGUCUCUUAUAGCCGGCGGCUUAGCAGGCACGACCGUCGAUAUGUCGCUCUUCCCCCUCGACACCCUCAAAACCCGCCUUCAAUCCGACGCCGGCUUCGCCGCCAGCGGUGGCUUCCGCGGCAUCUACAAGGGCCUUGGAUCCGCAUUCGUGGGAUCCGCUCCUGGCGCAGCCCUCUUCUUCAUAACCUACGAUUCUAUCAAGCGGCACUUGACCCCGUCAACGCCGAAGAUCGCACACAAUGCCGAGGGCAAGCCGUAUGCGCAGGUAGAAGGAGGAAGAGGAAGGGAGGCAGGUGUACACAUGCUGGCUGCAAGCUUGGGUGAAGUCGCUGCUUGCGCGGUUAGGGUGCCGACGGAGGUUGUAAAGCAGAGGGCGCAGGCCAGUCAGCAUCCUUCGUCGCUGUCUGCUUUGACAUACAUAUUGAACCAGAGGCACACGCAUGGGCUCAGACACGUGUGGAUGGAGCUGUACCGCGGGUGGAGCAUCACUCUGCUCCGCGAGGUUCCCUUCACGGUCAUCCAGUUCCCGCUGUGGGAAGCAUUGAAACGGUGGCGGAUGCACAACAGCGGGAAGAGCGAGGUCAGUGGGCUGGAAGGCGGAUUGCUGGGUAGUGUCGCUGGCGCGGUCGCAGCAGGGGUAACAACGCCGCUGGAUGUGCUAAAGACGCGGAUGAUGCUGGCAAAGGAGAAGCAGCCGAUGAUGAGCAUGUUGAAGCAAAUACUACAACAAUCGGGCCCGAGGGCGUUCUUUGCGGGGAUUGGACCUAGGGUGGGAUGGAUAGCUACUGGAGGUGCGAUCUUCUUGGGGAGCUACCAGUGGGCGAGUAACGCGUUGGGCGGUGUGGAAGAUGUAUAA
Didymosphaeria variabile is the source of this 915-nucleotide messenger RNA. RefSeq names its product S-adenosylmethionine transporter (gene PET8). NCBI's taxonomy places the organism in Eukaryota, Fungi, Ascomycota, Dothideomycetes, Pleosporales, Didymosphaeriaceae. Gene Ontology annotation, cellular component: mitochondrial inner membrane. The transcript is spliced from 2 exons. The record is from RefSeq and is a predicted model, not a curated record. Gene Ontology annotation, molecular function: S-adenosyl-L-methionine transmembrane transporter activity. Gene Ontology annotation, biological process: transmembrane transport. The coding region runs from base 1 to 915 and encodes 304 amino acids.